Messenger RNA from Sinocyclocheilus grahami, 1056 nucleotides. RefSeq names its product C-type lectin domain family 4 member E-like. Lineage: Eukaryota; Metazoa; Chordata; Actinopteri; Cypriniformes; Cyprinidae. The coding region runs from base 187 to 879 and encodes 230 amino acids. The record is from RefSeq and is a predicted model, not a curated record. The transcript is spliced from 7 exons.
UUGAAAAUAUACCCAAAACCACUAAAAACCAGCUGACUGGAAAUUUUGCAGAUGCUGUUAUUUGGUCAAUGUGGUUAAAUGAACCCCCCAGAAACAUGUCUUUCUUCAUGAGUGUUUUGUCACAAGACUCGAGUGCUUCAGUUCUCUCUUAUCACUGCUAUAUAACAAUAUCUCUUCAGACAAAAGAUGGCUGAAAAUGUUUAUUUCAACUAUUUGUCAGACCCCAAACUGACAUCGGCGGAUAAAGAUGAGAGGCACUGUUAUGAACCAAUGCUGAGGAAAUUCUCUGUUCUCCUUUUCCUGUCUCUGUUGGCGAAUGGAGUGUUGGCAUACCUGUAUCACACCAAAAAUGCAAAUCAGUAUUGUGAACCAAGAAGAAACUGCUUAAAUUCAGGCUUGCCUUUAGAUUCUCAACCAAUAAUGAAAAUAAAUUCCAUGAUUAUUAAAAACCACAGUCUACCAAACUACUGUUCAGAUUUACAAGAGAAGUGGAUCAGAGCACAGGGCAGAUUCUAUGUUUUCUCCACUGAUGUUAUGGACUGGAACAGCAGCAGACAGCGCUGUCAGGAUCUGGGUGGAGACCUGGUCAUCAUCAACAAUAAAGACGAACAGGAAUUUCUUUCUAAAAGAGUAAAUGGUAUCAGUGACUAUCACUGGAUUGGCCUGACCGACAGCAAGACGGAGGGCAUGUGGCUUUGGGUGGACAACAACCCCUUAAACAAUAACCUCUCAUGGGAGUCUCCCCCAGAUGACUGGAAGAGUGAAAAUCCUUUGCAUGGUGAAGACUGUGUUAUCUUAAAGGGAGAAAAAUGGGGGGACGUUUCUUGUUUGAGGAAACAGAAGAGGAUCUGUGAGAUUCCAUGCUCUCCACCUCAGUGACAGAGAUCUAAAAGAAGUAAUUAGAUCACUUUUAUUGCUUGUAUUUAGAUUGUAUUUAGUUUUCUUUAAACUUUAAACCUGUUGUCAUUUCCAUCGAAUGUGUUGUGAGUUGUAAUAGGCUAUCAUUAGUGAUCAUGUAUCAUGCAUAUGUUAUAUUUGUAAAUGAAGCCAUACAUU